This is a messenger RNA of Elephantulus edwardii (Cape elephant shrew), 1541 nucleotides long. It is a transcript of the gene WIPF1, whose product is annotated as WAS/WASL interacting protein family, member 1. The transcript is spliced from 7 exons. The record is from RefSeq and is a predicted model, not a curated record. NCBI's taxonomy places the organism in Eukaryota, Metazoa, Chordata, Mammalia, Macroscelidea, Macroscelididae. Gene Ontology annotation, molecular function: actin binding. Bases 39 to 1541 code for a protein of 500 amino acids.
AUUCAUCAGCAAGACUGUUGAAGGUGUAACUGUUCAAGAUGCCCGUCCCUCCCCCGCCAGCACCCCCACCACCCCCCACAUUUGCACUGGCCAACACGGAAAAACCUACCUUGAAUAAGACAGAGCAGGCUGGGAGAAAUGCUCUCCUCUCGGACAUCAACAAAGGGAAGAAACUGAAGAAGACUGUCACCAAUGACAGAAGUGCACCAAUUUUGGACAAACCUAAAGGAGCUGGUGCUGGUGGCAGUGGUGGCGGCGGCGGCUUUGGUGGAGGAGCUGGCGGUGGUGGUGGAGGAGGCGGCGGGAGUUUUGGAGGAGGUGGACCACCUGGAUUGGGAGGACUGUUCCAGGCUGGAAUGCCCAAGCUAAGAUCCACGGCCAACAGGGACAAUGAUUCUGGAGGAAGCCGACCACCGAUUUUGCCACCAGGAGGAAGAUCCACAUCUGCCAAACCUUUUUCACCCCCAAGUGGCCCAGGGAGGUUUCCAGUGCCUUCUCCAGGCCACAGAAGUGGUCCCCAAGAGCCUCCGAGGAACCGCAUGCCUCCCCCAAGGCCUGAUGUGGGCUCAAAGCCUGACAGUGUACCCCCUCCAGUACCUAACACGCCAAGACCCAGUCAGUCAAGCCUAUACAACCGAGGUUCCCCACCAGUGCCUGGAGCACUCAGGCAGCCCAGCCCAGGGCCUACUCCUCCCCCUUUCCCUGGGAACCGGGGUGCAUUUGGGAGCUCCUUACGCCAAACAUCCCCAGUCUCCUCUUCCCCUUUCUCCAACAGGCCUCCACUUCCCCCGACCCCAAGCAGGGCCUUAGAUGACAAGCCCCCUCCUCCACCUCCUCCAGUAGGCAACAGGCCUUCCCUCCACAGAGAAGCCUGUCCGCCUCCGCCCCCUCAAAACAACAAGCCUCCAGUGCCUUCCACCCCAAGGCCUACAUCCUCCUCACAGGCCCCACCUCCUCCACCACCACCCAGCAGGCCUGGUCCUCCUCCUGUGCCUCCGGGUUCCAGUGGCAAUGAUGAAAUUCCAAGGCUUCCACAGAGGAAUUUGUCCCUUACUUCAUCGACACCACCCUUACCUUCACCAGGACGUUCGGGCCCUCUUCCUCCCCCACCUACUGAGAGGCCCCCUCCUCCAGUAAGGGAUCCACCAGGCAGAUCAGGCCCUCUCCCUCCACCACCUCCAGUAAACAGAAAUGGCAGUACGUCUCGGGCCCUGCCUGCCACCCCUCAGUUGCCAUCCCGGGGUGGACUAGACAGUCCCAGAAGUGGGGCCAGGCCUCCGCUUCCUCCUGAUAGGCCUGGAGCGGGGGCCCCUCCUCCUCCACCUCCAUCCACAUCAAUUAGAAAUGGCUUCCAGGACUCAUCUUGUGAAGAUGAGUGGGAAAGCAGGUUCUACUUCCAUCCGAUUUCUGAAUUGCCACCUCCGGAGCCAUAUGUACCCACGAACAAAAGUUACCCCAGUAAAUUAGCAAGAAGCGAAAGCCGGAGUGGAUCGAACCGAAGAGAAAGAGGUGCCCCACCGCUUCCUCCCAUCCCAAGGUGA